Messenger RNA from Dermatophagoides pteronyssinus (European house dust mite), 1711 nucleotides. It is a transcript of the gene Pop1, whose product is annotated as POP1 ribonuclease P/MRP subunit. NCBI's taxonomy places the organism in Eukaryota, Metazoa, Arthropoda, Arachnida, Sarcoptiformes, Pyroglyphidae. The record is from RefSeq and is a predicted model, not a curated record. Gene Ontology annotation, cellular component: nucleolar ribonuclease P complex; ribonuclease MRP complex. Gene Ontology annotation, biological process: tRNA 5'-leader removal.
UGGAUCGGACUCAUUGGAUUGAAAUAGGUUCAUAUGCUGGUCACGUGGUUUGUUUCGUAAUUUUUAUCGAAUUUUUUUUUUGAAAAAUAAAAACUUUCAAACCAUGGAUAUUCCUGAAGAAAUAUCAAUCUAUAAUUUUAUUCAAUCACAUAUUGUCGAAAUAAAUUCAUUGAAAAAACAAUGUCGAACUAAACAAUGUAAAAAUGUUUUGCAACGAGUACCUCGACAUAUACGUAGACGAGCUGCAAGUAAUAAUCCAAAACGUUUACCAAAAAAAUUACAAAAAUUCCUUCAACAACCGAGUAAAUCUUCGAAUAAAACUUUACAGAUUAAAAAAUCAUCAUCAAAAAUUCGACGAAUACGUAAACGUAAAAUUCGUAAACGUAAUAAAGAUUCUCGUCGUACUAUUCUGCAUAUGUGGUUUACUAAACGUUUUAAAAUGGAAUUUUUGUGGAAUAUUUUUAUUCCAUGGAAAAAUAAUAUGAAAAAUCAAAGAAUAUUAUAUCGUGGUUCGAAAAAAGGUUCCGUUUGUUAUUAUAUGGCAUUUUUGAAAACUUUCCUUUUACAUUCAUCCGACAACAACAAUGAUAAUAUUUAUCGAAAACUUUCAGAUUUUAUUUCACCCGAAGGACUAGAACGUCUUAAAACAAUUUCGAAUCAUCAUUCUAUGAAUAUAAAUCUUUACGAAUAUCAAAAAUAUCCAUAUAAUUUAAUAGGUCCUUGUGAUGUAGUUAAAAUCAAACAAAAUGAUAAACUUUAUUUAGCAUUCACUGGUCAUCUACUUGUUUUCGAUUCAAUAAUCAAACAAUUUCUUGAACGAAAUAUUUCAUUAUCAUUUGAACAAAAAGAUUGUUCUUGUAUUCGUCUUCAUGGUUCACAUUCAUCCGAGCGUCUUAGCAAAAAACUUGGAAAAAAAUUACCAACAACAUUUGAACAAAAUCAAUGGCAAUGUUGGGAUCAAUCAAUAAAUCAAUCAUCAGAUUUUUCAAUAUUUUUUAAUAAUUUAGAAAAAGAAAUCAUUGCCAUUCGACAGUAUCAUUUUGGCCAUCAUCAAAUCGAAACAAUUGAAAUUUUAAUUCCAAAUCAAUUUUUGAAAAAAAUUUGGAAUAAAAUCAAUGCUAAUAUGUCACAUUUAGUUGGUGGAUUACGUGAUUUAGAAGUGAUGACAAUCGAUACCGAAACGUUAUUGUAUCCAAAAAUUGGUUAUAAAGAUUGUAUGGUUAAUCGUCAAGAAAAAUCAAAUAUAUUUGAUUUUGAAAACAAAUAUAUUAUUCGUAAUCAUGAUAUUCUAACCAGUUUGAAUACAAAUCAUUCAUUUGAUAAAAUUACCAACAAAAUUAUUGAUCCAGAAAAUUGUCUUAUUCAAGUGAUGGUUGAUUAUCUUAAAGGCACUCCGAAAACUGAUGAUAUAAUUUUAGUUCCUAAAUCAUCGGAUUAUUUAUCAAAAUUGAUGGUGGAUGGUCAUUUGAAAUCGGAAAAUCUAACCAAUAUUGAUGUCAACAAUGAUGAUGAUCAUGAACCUAUUGGUCUUAUUGAAUUUGGAUGUUUUUCAAUGAGAAUGGCUCAUUCACGUGCAAUUGGCAUCAUUUCUUUACAAAGUUUAGAAAAAUUAUUUUUGAUUAAUCAAAAAAAUCCAACGCAAUUAUACACAUUGGUUAAAACAAAAUUUAAUCAUUUAAAAAUAGUUAAAAUUUCACUUAUUAUUUGUUAA